This is a messenger RNA of Callithrix jacchus (white-tufted-ear marmoset), 18181 nucleotides long. RefSeq names its product leucine rich repeat transmembrane protein 3 (gene LRTM3). The record is from RefSeq and is a predicted model, not a curated record. NCBI's taxonomy places the organism in Eukaryota, Metazoa, Chordata, Mammalia, Primates, Cebidae.
UAGCAAGAAGAAAUAUAAAAUGUGUUCUAUUUUAAGAAAAAAAAUGGGGCCCAUGAAAGACAAGUCAUCAUACAUUCUCCAUGGUCACAAUGGGACAUACUUAGACUAAAAAAAUUAUUUGACAUUUCUCUGAAAUUCAAAUUAAAUUGGGCAUCUAAUGUUUUUAUUUGCUAAAUCUGUCAACCUUAUCUAUAUUCAUUCAAGAAAGGACUAUAUUUUCCUGACCACAAAGAAGCGUAAAAUACACGAUUGCUAGUGUUAAUAGAAACGGUUAUAUCAAAUCCUUUCUACCAAUUCAAAUAUAUUUUAUAUUUAUAAUAGGACAGUGGCAAUCCAUGAUAGAAUUAUGUUGCUUUCUAUGAAGUUAAGAAAAUAUAAUUUUUUGAAUUUUAGUAAAAAACUACUCAGCACUGUACAUUUCUUACCUCUGAACUUCCAUUAUUGCUAAAGUAAGUUGAUAUGAGCUCAGUUAAAUACCCACUAUGACACGUACCUCACUUAACUUAGGCCCAGAGCAAUCACUGCUGCCCUUGAUAAGACACCAAGCAGCACUGGCUGAGUUUACACAAGGUUAUGAGUCGGGCAUACCAACUUUCUAUAUUUCAGGGCCUCUGAAAUCAAGGACUUCUGAAUGAGACACCAGUCUUUUUCACAUAUUACAUUAAAUUGUCAAACCAAUAUUAUUCCUUUAAAAAAGGGGUAGCGGGUGAACUGGAAGAUAAUACAUUUUUGACAUUAUGGGACUUUCUGGAGGCUUGGAUUAUUCAAAAUGAUUGGAUGGAAAUUUUCUUUAUAAUUUUUUCUGGGAAUUGUUUUUGAGAUAAUAUUCAUGAAAACUUGUGCAUACUUUUGGAAGAAUCCCACACUUCCUGAAAAGGGUAGAUCAGAUGUCCAGGAGAGGGAAGACAGUUGCCUGAAGAGCAUGACAUUUGCUCCAGAGAAUUUGUCAGUUAUUAACUCAUCUUCAGAAGAAAGAUGGAGUCUCGUUCUGUUGCCCAGGCUGGAGUGCAAUGGCACAACCUCAUCUCACUGCAACCUCCACCUCCUGUGUUCGAGUGACUCUCCUGCCUCAGCCUCCGCCUCCGGAGUUGGGGCUACAGGACUGCCUGAGCUGGGACUACAGGUGCAUGCCACCAGGCCCAGAGUUGGCACCUUUUCAGAAAAAAGAAUUACUUCAUUACUUACAUCUGAAGAAAAGGAAUGUAACUUUGAAGAUAGAAUUUUAUUAUCACAUGAAAUAAUAAGGUCAGGUACUACUGAAAGUGAAGAACAAGUAAGUCACUCUAGUGAAAGUCAUAUGCCAUCUUCAAAUGGCAUCAGCUCAUCUUUGUCGUCGUUUCAUUCAGAAGUAGCGGAAAUGUGUCUAAGCCAUACAGGACAUCCAAUGAAUAUGAAACAGUGCAAUGAAUAUGAAACAAUGCAAUAUGAAUAUGAAACAACACAAUUUUCCUCCAAGAAAUUAUUUUCAAUGAUGAAAACCAACAAAAACGAAAAUUCAGACUUUUCUUCUGAUCUUAGCUUUUCAGCUUCUAGAUUCACUGUAGAAAAUGAAGACCUAGAUGCGGCAUCUUGCCCUCCUGCCCAUUUAUUUCUUUCUAGAGAUCAAGUUAGCCUUCUGGAAGAAAAUGUGAGAAAUCGUAUUUUUCUUCCAAAGCCAAAAGCUAAGUUAGAGGGUAAAAGUACUUACCCAUGUUCGGGAUCUCAUGAGUCCUUGAGUCAGAACCAAGCUUCCGUUGGAAUGGUUAUUUCUGUCCAAGCACAGGAUUCUUUUCCAGGACAAAAUACUAUUCAGAGUCAGGGUCUUUAUGAAGCCCAAUUGACUAGUCAAGCCCAAUAUGUGAAUCAUAACCAAGAAUCAAUCAACAGCCAGCCUGAUAUUAAGGCCAGCGACUUUGCCCAGCCUCGAAAUGUGAUGACGAAGCCAUUUUCUAGCAGCGCACAGGACUCAUUUCAGUCCCAAGAUUUGGAAAGGAACCAACAUUUUGUUGAAGUUCCAUCAGUCGUUGAGGCACAAUAUUCAGUCAAGAGCCUGGAGUCUGAUGAACACUUAGGUGAAUAUUCAAACAAGAUUAAAUAUUCAACUAAGAGGCAAGAUACUAUUUUUAAGAAUGCUGGAUUUCUAGUUUUAACUCUGAAUCCAGAUUUAGUUGCUGAAGAUAUUCCACACCUAAGGAGUGUAAAACCACAAGGCCAGCAACAAAUUGUUUCAUCAGAAUUAAACCAAGAUUCUGUAUAUAGCUCAGUGCCUCUUUCGUCUACCAUUAAAGGGCAGAAAAAUAGAAGAAAAACACCAGACAGUAAAAACAAACUCAGUCUUAAUGUUCCAUCUCUAAAAGCCAGAAAACCACCAACUUCACAAGUAUUUCAAAUCACAGCAUGUCACACUUUAAGAAAAAAUAGGAAUGAGUUAGGAUGCAAGAAUAACACUGAAAAGAAAGAAUUACAUGAAAGGAAAGAUAUAUCAGAUGUAGCUUUGCAUCUUAUUUCUGUUUCCAAGCUUAUUCUGCCUUAUGUUAAAACUUAUUCCAGAAAACAACUAGUGAAAUUCAUGCCAGAUUUACUAAAACGUGGACAUUUUCUGCAGAAGAAAAAUAAGUCACCAGAUACAGAGAAAAUCAAUUAUCCGGGUGCUGCUGAGAGGACAGAAAUCUCACGUGUUACUAAAAAGGAAAAGGAGCGUGACAAUGAAAAUAAAGGACUAAAAAAUAUUUCACCAAAAAUCUUAUCUCAGCUAGAAAAAUUCUUCAUGGUCAACACCGAUCAACUAAAAGCACCUUGUUUACUAGUAGAAACAAAUGGGAAAAGUAAGGAAUCUCUUAAAGACCCAGUUACACAAGCAAAGGAAAUUGCUAUUACAGAAUUUCAUGCUCCAAAUAGUAGAAAACCAUUUGAUCUGCAUAUUCUGAAGCACAAGACAUCUUUAGAAGAUGCUAUAUCAAAACCUAGGCAGAAGCUCAUUUCCUCUCCCAAAGUGGAAUCGAACAAUAGAAUGAAAAUACAGGAGGUCCUGCAAAGUUCAGAGAAUGCCCAUCGUCAACUUUCAGGUGGAGGGGAUUUACCAACCAGUACACCAAAAAUGCAAAGGUGCUUUCCAAGGGAAAAUACACAGAGACAAAAAGAUUUUUUGGAACUUGUUCUGGAGUUGUCAAAUGUCCAUUUGCCAGUUUCCCUGGGAAGCAAUAUGCACAAAAGCAGUGAAGAAUUAAGAGCCAUAAAAAUUCAAGUGAGUACAGAAAGUGUAAAUCUGCAGGAAAAUAAACCACUGAUACUUAAUGUUACAGAUGACGUAAGUGAAAGUGAGGAACUAGAAUGCAACACGAGAAAUAACAUAACGAACAUGCAUCAAGAUAAAGAAAUGUCUGAUGAAUUUCACAGUGCCACUUACACUACCACUUCUGAACUAUCUCAUACAGAAAUGCAUAGCAGAUUAAAAGCAAAGGCAGACACAUUAAGAAGAAUAAGGGUCAGUCACUCAGUGUCAAAGCAUGAGAAAUUACCAGAUGAGAAGAAAACACAGAAUGCAGAAUACAUUGAUAAAAGCUCUACAUUUAAAAAGUCACAACAACGUGAUAGAAAGGAAGAGGAGAAAGAAGCAACUUCAGAGCUGACACAAGACUUCAGUUUCAGCAUGCAUCUAAAGCAAAGACCCAAAUACAUCAAAUUUGAAAUGGAACAGAUCAGUUCAGGAAGUAGUAAAGCCCCAAACAAAGAGCAAGAGAUACAACCACAAACUCUUUCUACACAAACAAUUUUGGAGACUAGUCCAUGCCCCAUGAUGGAUCCAUUUCAAGUUGAGAAGGUGAAGCAAAGCACAGAUAGACCUACAGACAGAAAGAGUGCUGCAGAUCCAAAGAAUCCACUUACAGUGCCAGAGAACUUGGCAGUUGGUGAACUUUCAAUUGAAACAACAGAGUAUAGUGUUCCAUUUGGUGGAAACCUCCGAAAGACAAUGGAUGGUCAUAUUGUAGAAGAAAAAGAAGACGUGAAAAGAGAUUUACCUGCAGUUUCCCUAGGGUCUUUCAAUAUCCACUUGCUUACUUCAUCACAUCUUAAAAGGCAGAAAAUUAAAAAAAAAUUAUCAGAAACAAAAAAUGAACUCAGUGUCAAAUAUGUAAUUAUGAAAGUAAAGAAGCCAGCAAUCUCACUGAUGCCUUACAUCAAUAUAUGUGGUACUCCAAACCACAGGAAAAAAAUGGGAGGCAAUUUUGAAAUCAUAAUUAAACAGAUACUGCAAGAUAAAAUUGUGGCAGGUGUGCUUCUGAAUGUUAUUAACCCUCACAUGUCUAUUUUGCCUAAUACUAGAAUGCACAGCAGAUUAAAUGCAGAGAAUCAUAGUCAUAUAAAGGUAGUCCAAGAGGAAUCCCAAAUUGGAAGGGAAGAAAAGUGUCCAGCUUUCAUUAAUAAGGGAAUAGCCAAUGUAACUUUGAAGGCAAAGCAACUGCCAAUUUCACAGUUGUUUAAUAUCAUAAGAUAUCCUAGAGAAAACCAUGGAAAGAAAAAGCAACACCACUUUAAGUACAAGACGAAAGGGAGGCAAUGGUACACAAGUAGAGGAGAGGCAUUACUCAGUGCCACUGAAUACGCGAAGAGUCUACCAUCCAAAUCAGUGAUCGAUAAGCUCUUAUUCAACACAGCAGUGAGGGGCAUUCUGUCUAACAGAACAUGCAGACAAAAUCUGGAUGGUCUUACAGAUGAAAAGGAAGAGGUACAAGAAAACGUAGCUGCAACUUCCUUGGGUCCUUUAGAUUUCCUCAUGCCGGUUUUAUCUGACCCUAAAAACCAGAUGAACACAGUUAACUUAUCAGAAAAAGAAAUUAUACUGGAUUCUAAAUAUUUACCUAGGAAGGAAAAGAAGUCAUCCAUUUCACAGAUACAUAAAAUCAACAGGCAAUCUGCCACAAAACAUAGGAAGAAACUUAAAUCCUAUUUAAAAACUCUAUCUAACAGAACACUCCAAGAAAAUCAUGGUCAUAUUACAGAGGAAAAGGAAGAGGUACAAGAAAACUUAGCUGCAAGCUUCUUGGGUUCUUUAGAUUUCUUCAUGCAUGUUUUAUCUGACUCUAAAAGCCAGAUAAACACAGUACAGUUAUCAGAAAGGAAAAUUAUAUUGAAUCACAAAUGUUUAACUCUGAAGGAAAAGAAGGCACCCGUUUCACAGAUACAUAAAAUCAAUAGACAGUUUACUACAAAACAUAGGAAGAAACUGGAAUCCAAUUUAAAAACCAAACUGAAAGCAAUGUGGCGAGGUGUAAAUGUGGCUGAUACAUUUCCAAAUACCAUUUUCUUCACACCAGAUACCGCUGACAUUGAAAAGCAAAGCAGAUUCCAAACAGAGAUAGACAUGAGAAUAUCAGGGUUAAGUCAUCCACAACCAACACAAAUAGAGUCGCCAGCUGAAUGGAUAACAAGGUAUUCUGAUUCCACUGACAAGAGAGGAACUUCCAACUUGUUAAAGGGGGCAAAACUUCAUGAUAGAGAAAGUGGGGAAGAGAAGCAAGAACAUCUUACAGAAAUGGGUUCAUUCUGUGCAGAAAACUUCACAGCAAAUACAUAUCUUAGAAAGGAUCCUCAUCCUGGUAAAUCAGAAGAUGUGCUUUUGGGAGAACCUUUUUUCUCCAAAAGUCAGAUUUACAAAGGAAAUUCAGAAAAAAAUGUAAAAACAGAAAAAAACAAAAAUGGAAAAGGAAGUCUCAAAGUUGGGCUCCCAAGGAAGGAGACAUCAGCUAAUUGUGCAGAACUGAGUGAGCCAACAGAUGAUGCCAUAUCAAAUAAAUACGAUAAAGAGAACACUGGCUAUUCUGUUUUAAAAGAAGAAGUGUUCUGUAAUCUGGCAGGAAUUGUCCCUGGUUCUGUUGGCAGGCAUUUGCCUGCUUCAGAGGAGAUGAAAAGACAGAAUGACAGCCUUAAAAUAGCUGACAGGUCAAGUCCCAAAGGUAGACCUUUGCAGGCAAAGCAAUCAGCAGUUCCACAAUCAUUUGAUACUGCAGGUCAUGCUGUUCUAAUCAUUCAUGAGGAACAGAAACAGAACUCUAAAGCCCAGACGACAGAAGUAGAGAGAAAUGAAGCUGCAUUAAAGCUAAAAUCUACAUGUGUUUCUAUACCUAGUCUACUACACAUAAAAAUGGAGCAAUCAGCUGGCACCUGGGAUAUAGAUGAACAAACUUCUGAAACAAGAAAUGCCUUAAACAAAGCAAAAGUUAGGGAGAAAGAAGGGUAUGGACAACAGGUUUGCUUCCGAACAGCUCCACAGUAUAUCCAGCCACCUGAGUUUGGAGCAGGUCAAAUGAGAGAGCCUGGUCCUUUCAAAGCAGAAGCACCUUUGGUCAGUACAGUGUUUUCUAAGAACAUCACUCCCCAGAAAACAGAAGUUGAUUCAAUGGAUCAAGUAGCAAAGAUAAAUGUUGCAGAAGAGUUUAAUCCAGAGUCUGUUGUUUUCUCUAAGAUAAAUCAACUUCAAAUUGAAAGCAAGAAAGAAUUUAAAACUGAAGACUGGAAAACAAGAGCAGAUCCCAAGACACUUGCCCUGCAAAAGAAACAGCAAGAGCCGUGUGUCUCAGGCACUACCUGGAGUUCUCCUAAUCCCUACACAUCUAUUUUUACUAAAAUCAUAAGACAUAAAGAGAAGGCAAAGACAGCAGAUGUGGAAAGUACUCUGCAUACCAAGCAGGUAAAAUUGAAGGCAAAGGAAAUACCAGUUUCCCAGGUGCUUGAAUGUGGUACUGCAGGCAAUCAAAAAGAACCCAGAGGUAACAUCCAGCAGCAGAAGGCAUUCCAGCUGAGUGAAAAUGCAGUACAUGGAGUUCUAAAGGCUGUUUAUGACUCUGGAUACUAUGUGUCUGGCAUUAAAAAGCUUACAGAAGUAAAAAUGGAGAAAGACAAGCCAAAAGACACGGCAUGCAUUCUUCCACAGUUAAAGCUGGAGAAACCACUACAAGAAACGCAAAGGUCAUUGUCGGGAUGUACUGAUAUGUCCGGCAUUCUUAGGAAACGGGAACAAGAUAGUAGAGAAAAGGAACAAAAACACCAAAGCAUUUUAGAAGACACAUCCCAAUACUAUAUUGAACCAUUAAGAAUUAGUUCACAACAAAUUAAUUACAGUAGUUGUGACACCCCAAGAAUUAGAAAAGAUGUAGAACUUGAAUUUCUCUUUGCACAAAGAGCAAAGGAAAAAGAUACAGGCAUGGCCAAACAUCCAGUUUCAGUUCCAGCUCCAUGGGGGAGCGAAGGAUCGAAGGGAUUAGAUAUUCCACUAAACUCAAAAGGACAGAAUAGACUUUUUACAGAGUUAGAUACUUCUCAACAGAUUUGCCAGGAGCAGGAAUUGCUGACACAAGAAGGUAUUUCUAUGACAAACCUGGAGUCAAUGGCCUGCGCCAUUAUGGAACCUCUUCAUUUGGAAAACCCAGGAAAGACAGCUGAGGAAGAAGAUGUGUACAUUAACAGAAAAAAUAUUCCACACGUAUUGGGAAGAGAAGGAUUAAAGGAAACUGAUAUCUUAAUAGGUUCUAAAGGACAGAAAUUUUUUUGUACAAAUUCAGAGGUUCACAAAGUGCCUACAGUGCAGAAAGGACAGGUGAAUCCAGAUUAUGUUCCUGAAAGUAUUCUGGAUUCUGUAUCUUUCCCCAGGAAGGACCCUCUUCACUUAAAACAGACAGAGAAAACAAGGAAAGAAAAUGUUAGCAUCUCUGAAAGUUUCAAUGAAAAUCUUUGGGGAAGAGAGCAAUCAAAAUUAACUAAUAUUACAUUAAAAUCAAAUAGAAAGAAAAUGGACUUUUCAAAAAAAUUGAGUGCAAAGCAACUAAGUAGUUGUUAUCAGAAUAAAGAGAAUAUUCUGGAAUCCAUUUUCCCUUGCACACUGCAUCAACUUCAUAUUGAAAAUCCCAAGAAAGAAGGCUCAGCAGAAGAAAUAAUGAGUUCAAAAGUUUUAGGCCCAAUGAUAGAGAAGGCACCACACAAAGUAGGCAUUCCGGUGGAUCAACCUCCAUUGUCAGCAGGAAUACAUUUGAAUAUUAAAAGAAGAAAAGAACAUCCGCAAGAAAGUACACACAAGGCUUCUCCAGCAUCUGCUUCUCACUCUUUAAUGGACAUACAUGAAAUUAAGUCACCAGAAGUAAAGACAGCAGAUAGUUCAGGGUACCACAUUUCAAGUACAAAAGAAACUGGCUUGCUUUUUCCAGGACAGUCAGAACAAGAAGAAAAAUGUACACACGAGGCUCUUCCGAAGUCUGCACCUCACUCCAAAACAGAUCUACAUCAAUUCAAUGCCUCGAUGCAAGAAGAGAAAUUAGAUGCUGUGAAUAUUCUGCAUUAUGACCAUUUAACUUCACAGGCUAGAGGAGCAGUAAAACAAAUGGAUGUUAUAGUUGGAUAUACUCAAAACAGUAAAAAAAGACAAGCCUUAUUCGAAACGGGCCAAAAAUGGCAGUGCCUACCAAUUUCCCAUGAGAACUUUUCGGAGCAUAUGUCUUAUCCUGAAAAGUAUCUCUGUCUCCUGCAACAUUUAAUGCCUCAGGAAAAGGAAGCAAUAUCAGAAGGACGUAAUGCAUCAAGCCGGACUCCAGGACUAGACUUGUUUUCUGAAGAUCAAAUAAGUGCUGUCACUAAGGAUGGACUAGAAGGGAUUGUGCCCUUGAUUACUCCAAGGCAGAUGAGAAAACAAGAUACAAUGCUGCCUUUAGGAUCAUACCAUAAAACUGUGAAAUAUCCAAGUCUCUUAUUUCUGAAAGGAAUGAAAUCAUCAGAUGGGGUACAGGUCUUUGAUUUAAUAUCAAAUAACAGCUCACCCAACUUGAGAUUUGGGAAUAAAACAGAAUCACAUAAGGCAAAUCAAAAGGUGCAAAAAGAAGCAUGUCUGCCUGUAAUAUUACAUCCUCUUUCUGUAUCCAUGCCUAUUUUGCCAGAAAGUAAGGGACAGAUGGAUAGCAUAAAACAAGUUAUUAGGAAAGGUGUGAUACAUCACAAAAGAAGAACUCCAAUAUUGAAGAAAUCAGUAUUUUCACAUAUACUCAAUACCAAUGACUGUGGUGCCCCAAGUAACAGACUAGAAAUGCAGUGGAACGUGACAGAGAAGAUGAUCAAUGUGAAACACAGAAUGAGUGAACUAGAUUUGGUUGCGGCAAAAAUAUAUGAGUCCAUUCUUUCUUUACCUCACUUCAAAUUGAAUAAAGAGGCAAUUGAUGGGGUCAUCUCAAAUAAUGUUAAAAGGAUAAAACAACAUAGAUCACAGGGAGAGAAGAAGGAUAGAGUAAAAGCAAUGGAUAUGAAAAGAAUAAAAAGCCCUAACAUCAUUUUGAAGCCAAAUAAAUCAUCACUGUCACAUAUAUUCAGUAUAAAGGAAUUUCCUUUGCUGUUGGAUGUUAUGAAACAAGAGGGCAAGAUGCAAGAAGGUAAAGGUAAAUCAGAUAUGAAACCAACAAACUUGUGUACUUCUUUACCAUCUCUAUCACAUUGUAAUUCAAAUUCAAGAACAAAAGCAAGUAAAGAUAUGUCAGGACUUCGAAAGGGCUGCCUUCCACCACUAAAGCUCCAGGCAUCAUCAAACAUCAGCAGAGGAUCAUUUGCAGAGUCAAUUAAUAGAGAGAGUUCAAGUAAUGUAAUAAAAUCAAAAUGUUUGCCACAGAAAAAUAAGGAAGAUAGAGAAAAUAUAGUAGCUGUGAAAGAUAUAAUGGGCCUCAUAUGUAUCGCUUUGAAAGGAAAGAAAUCACCUUUUAAACACUUACUGCAUGGAAAAGAACCACAGCGGAGCAGUAAAAAACUAGAGAAGAUGCGGGAAGGUGAAAGUAAUCUAGACGUAGUUCAGAAUAAACUCUGUGCUUCUAUUCUUUCUUCACCUCACUUGGAAUGGAAUCCUAGAAUAAAAGAGGUAUCCAUAAGAGAAUUCACAAGAUUCUGUCUUCCAUCCUCAACAUGCCAGGAAUUAUCAGACACAGUGGAAAAAUGUGAGCAGCCAGUUGAUGAUAUUCGAAGCAGUAUCGAAAAAGCAAAGCAUACACCACAGAACAACAAAGACAGAGUGGAAAAGGCUUUGGAAAAAAUUACGCCUUCCAAAAGAAUAGCUCUGGAGGUAAAGCAGCCUUCACUGUUCCAAGAAUUAAACAUCAAAGAAAAAGGGGAAGAGAUUCAGGAAGAUAAGCAAGUUGAGAUUUGGAGCAAAGCUUUUGCUUCCAUCUCUUUUCUACCUUACUCUAAAAUGGACACAAUAAAAGGAGAGGAAGCCAUGGGAAUGAAAAUGAGAUCCUCUUUUUCACAACCAAAUCUCCAAGAGUCAUCAGAUAUAGAGAAAAUAGCAUAUGAAAAGUAUAUUUCUCAUAAUAUCUCAAACAGUGUAAAAAAGACCCUAGAACAUAUUUUGGAAAAACAGCAGGAGAAGCUAAAAAUGGAAAAAAAAUUACCUUUGAAGAAAAGGAAAUUAUCAAUUUCACAGGGAAUUCAGUUGGAUAUCAAAGGGCAAGAGAAAAAGAUAGAAAAUAUUAAAGGUGAAUCAAGUGUGCUUCUGAUGAAUGCCAGCACUUCUAUCCCUUCUUCUUCUCAUUCACAAUUGGAUACAAGAAUAGAAAAAGCAGAGUAUGUAACUGAAAAAACAAGAAAUUAUCUUCCAGAACUAUCACACCAAAAAUCAUCAGAGGCAGGGAAAAAAGCAGAUGAAGUGGCCAAUGAGAGUGAUACCACAAUUGAAGUACAAAAAGUGAAAGAUUAUAUGCAACAGAAAGAAGAGAAUGAAGUCAAAAUAUCAGCUAAGAAAGACGAAAUGCAUCCCGAAGACAAAGGUCGAAAAGGAAAGAAGGCACUUUCACAGGACCUACCACUGAAUCCUAAAAAGCCAAAGAAAAUGGAUCACGACGCUCAGGAGCAAGGGAAAGAGGACGGAGAAGGCGAGGAGCAAGGGAAAGAGGACGGAGAAGGCGAGGAGCAAGGGAAAGAGGACGGCGAAGGCGAGGAGCAAGGGAAAGAGGACGGCGAAGGCGAGGAGCAAGGGAAAGAGGACGGCGAAGGCGAGGAGCAAGGGAAAGAGGACGGGGAAGGUGAGGAGCAAGGGAAAGAGGACGGAGAAGGCGAGGAGCAAGGGAAAGAGGACAGAAAAGGAGCAGGACAAGGAAAAGCUGAUAGAGAAGACAAAGAACAAGGGAAAAUGCAUCACGAAGUUGAAGAGCAACAGAAAGCAGAUGGAGUAGGCAUAGAGCCACGGAAACAGGAUGGGCACAUGCAUGAAAAGGAAGCAGCUCUGUCCCUCUGUCUGCCUUCCGAGUCCUCGCUAACUCGUUAUAAAUUGAACACAAGAAUAGAAGGAGAGGAAGACUUACAAGGAAUAAUAAAAUCUGCUACUUCACAGUUAAGGCACCGGAAAUCAUUUGAUGCAGGGAAAACAGCACACACAAAGUCAUCUGGGAAGGACAGCUCAAAUGAUGUAAAAACAUUACAAGAAAAUAAGCUACAGAAAGAAGCAGAGAGAGGAAAGACAGUAAGUAUGGAUUCUAUAAUGGAACCUGAAGGCUCAGUUUUUGAGGCAGAGAAAUUAUCAUUUCCACAUACGCUCAGUAUUCCUGGCAGUGGUGGCUCAAAAACUGGAGAAGUACCAACAAACACAAAAGUAAAACUGAGACAAGUACAGGAAAGAAAGAGUGAAUCAGAAGACGGUCUGACAACACUGUCUCUACCUCACCGUGAAUUCGAUAGAGGAACAGAAGGCAUGAAAGAGAAACAAGGAGUAACGAGAGCCUUUCCUUCACCUUCGUGGCACAUGGACUCAUCGGAUACAGAGAAAUUAAAAUACACAACGUCGUCUCUGAAUGAUAUUGCAGGUGAUUCAAAAAGAACAAAAUACACGGCCCAGAUACAAAAGGAUAAGGCGAAUACUCCUGAGAAAAGUGUAAUGCAUCCCAAGCACAUAGUUAUGAAGGCGGAGAAAUCACCCAUUUCCCAUUCACUAAAAGCAAAGGAACUGCAAGUGAACAUCAGUCAACAAGAGGAAAAGUCACAGGAAGGUGAGGUGGAAAUAGUUGUGCUUCUGAGCAAAACUUGUCCUUCUGUCACUUCUUCAACUUUCCUUGAGUUAGACUCAAUAAAAGAAGACAGCGAACGAGGAAUAAUAAGAAGCUGUAUGCCACAUCUUAAGCUCCGGGAAUCAUUGCCUUCAGGGCAAACAGCAUCUACAAAGCCAAUAGAGAACCUUGUAAAGAAGGGGAAACAUCCUCUCCCACAGAAAGAAUGCAGAAUACAAACAGCAUCCAUGCGUGGUAUAAUACACCCCAAUGGUGCCAUCUUCAAGGCAAGGACAUCAGCACCUCCACAGGUGUUCAGCAUCACUGAGCACAGUCCUCCGAGCAAUAGAAAGAAGACACAGUGGGGCACGAAAGAGAGAGCAGGACAGAAGCAGGAAAGGACGGGACGUCCUCAUGUGAUUCUGACAAAAACCCAUCCAUUCACGCCUUCUGCCUCUCACCAUGGAUUAUCUCCUUCACAACUGAAGCUUCCUCUAUCAUCAGGUUCAGGAAAAAAUGUGUCUCUCCCACAGUUAUGGUUCAAGGAAUCAUCAGAUGCAGGGAGAAUAACGUGUCCAGAAACAAUCCAUGGAGAACUUUCAAAUGAUGUAAAGCAAUUAAAAGUACACUUGCUACAGAAAGAAGAGAAGGAUAGAGGAGAAGUAGCAGAUACGACCAGUGUAGUGGAUCCCAACAAAAUGUAUUUGAAGGCAAAGAAAUCACCUGUCUUACAUACACACAGUUCAAGUGAUCUUCAGUGGAAAACUAGAGAACAAGAGGAGGAGAAGGUUCAGAAAGUUAAAAGUGCGCCAGGUGUCAUGUGGUCUAGGAGUCCUUCUGGAUCCUCCCCACUUCACUUUAACGUGAGUACUGAGUUUCAAGAGGAAAGCAGACCGAUAUUAACAAGAUCCUCUUUUCCCCUGAUAAAGCUCCAGGAAUCACCAGAUACUGAGGGAGGCAUAGACAUAAGGCCAAUUGCUGGUGAUGUUUUAAUCCAUCUACAAAAAGAAAAACAUGUGUCGCAGAACAAGGAAGAGGAUCAAGUGCAAAUAGAAAACAUCAUAAUAUUCCCCAAACAUCAGGAAGAGAAGAUACAGGAAUGUGAAGGUGAAGCAGGUGUGGUUCUGACCAAAUCUACUUCAUUGCCAUCUCUAUCUCAACUGGAAUUGGAUAAAGAAACACACUUAGAUAAUGAAAUGCUCAGACUUGAAAGCUCUAUUCUGCAGAGAAUAUCACACAUAGGGGAGAUUGUACAUAGAGAGCCAAUUGUCGGUGAUAACUCGAAAGAUGUUAAAAAUGAAAAGCAGCAUAUCCCUCAAAAAGAAGAAAGGGAAAUAAUAAUAGACUCUAGAGGCACAGAUAUAACUCUGAAGUCAAAGAAGUCACCUCGCUCCUGUAUGCUCCAUAGAACAGAACUACGUGUGAACAUCAGAGGGCAAGAACAAAAGGAAGAUGAAGGUCAAGAUAAACCACCAGGUAUGAUUCAAAGAAAGAACUAUGCUUCCAAACUUUUACCACCUAACCUUAAACUGGGGAGAGCUACGCAAUCAGAUGAAGAAAGGCGUGGAGGUAAGACAUCCUGUUUACUUCCACUAACGCCUUCAGCAUUACCAGACACAGAGAAAGCAGCAGAGGCAGAGGCAAGGAGUGGUGAUGUAAGAAAAGGAAAAACAUACAGGUCACAGAAAGAAAACAGGCAUGAAGUGAAAACGAUAGAGAUGAGGGUCAGGAUACACUGCCAAGAGGCAAGGAGUUCACCAAUUUCACAUAUCCUUCGUGCAAAGGAAUUAGUGUUGAAUAUUAACAAACUGGAGAACAAAGUACACAAAGAUAAAGACGAAGCAUGUGUGAUUCUGCCACGGACUUUUCUUUCUGUACCAUUGGUGCCUCCUCGUUAUGUGGAUUCAGGGAACAAAAUCGACAAAGACACACCAGGAAUUGCAGGACCAUCUGGUCCAUGGCGAAAUCUCCGGGUACCCUCAAGUAUCCAGAAAAUAACAAAGAGAGACUCAGUUGAAGGCGACGAUAAAAUCACUGUUAAGCAAGCAGAACAGUACGUGCCCCACCCAGAGGCAGAGCCACAGUGGACCUCAAACUUCAAGAUCGGCGUCCAGCAGAGGAACGAACCUUCACGAGUCAGGUCAGGAGGAUAUUUGAGUCGAUUAGUUUUUAAUUCACAGGAUGAGGACAUUUAUUUCACAGGGUUUGGUACCAGAAGAAGUGAGAAAAGGCUGGAAUGGCUCUUUACAAAGAAAAAGACUCAGCCAGGAAAAACAAAGGGAUCACUCAAAAAAAUAAGUACUGUCACUAAUUGGAAUGCCCCACAAAAUAUAGAAGAAAAAGAAGAAGAUAUCGGCAUGAAAAAGCAAGUAGUGCGACAGUCAGAACAUGGGCACGAGACCAGGCCGAACACUAUCCUUUCUCUUAAGUUUCCACUUCAAAGUGGAAAGGAGAAGGCACCGUCCGAAACAGAUGUGGACCAGAAAACAACAGCGCAUCCCGGCCUACAGAUACCACAGAUACUACCGGGAACACACGUAGAUGUGACAGAGAUCGACACUACACGAGGGGGAAAGGAGCAGGCAUCGCUCAUUUCAGAACAAGAGGAAUGUGUUCUGGAAUUGCUUCCCAAGUCCCUAGUUCCUCCCUGGACUUUUCCAUUUCAAUCAGGGGAUCUGAAAGCAAAAGAUCAGCCAGACACAAACACCAAUAUAAAUCUAGAGCAGAAACAAUUAGAAAUGGACCAUGGUAGUGCUGUGAAACAGAAAGAAGGGAAAUUAAAAAUAGGCACAAACAGAGCUUUCCCUCUGGAAGAAGAUAAAACAGAGUGGCAUAAGGCUGGAAUUGCCAAUCUGGAGAAGGAGAAAGUAAGAAUGGACACAAGCCAUAGUGCACACCUGCAUCUUCCAUCUCUAAAGGCAGAAGAAUCUCAAAUGAAGACUCAGGUCAUCACUCAUAAUGAGAAGAGCCGCCUAAUCGUGAAAAAACAGAAAAAUGAACUAGAGGCAUCUAAUGCAAAACAAAACAUUCAACUACAAAAAUUGUUUCAAAGACAUAUCCUGGAUUCUUUUUAUUCCUAUAUUCCUCUUUCUUCCAAAUGUAAAGUCCAAAAAGGCACAUUAACAGUAACAGAUCUGAAAAGAGAAUUGAGCACCAAAUAUUUAACCAUGAAAAUCCAGAAUCACCCAAUUCCACAGAUGCUUAAUAUCACAGGGCAUGGUACACCAAGCAAUAGAAAGAAAUUAGAGUAUGAUGUUAAGUUAAAGGACAUGGUUUCAUGGAGUAAAGAUGUCUCAGGAAUAUUUAUUAGAAGUAUUUCUAUUUCCAUGAUGAGUUCACCUCACCCUGACUCUAAGACAAACCUAGAAAGAGAAAAGGGAAUCUGCCUUUCUAAAUUCCAGGAAAAAUCACUAAACACUAGUGAAAUUUUUAAGAGAGACCGUUUAACAAUUGCAAAAGGGAAACAGAAUUUUACAAACACAGUUCCACAAGAUCCGCAGCCCUUUGUAGCGGGCAAACAACGAAUGCCGAAACUUGCUAAUGUCAAAUCAGAAGCAAACCUCAGAAGUGAAGUGAAUAAAAAAUACUUAAAGGCUCAAACAAAAGAACGGGUUGUUCUAGGGAAUGACGUCUCAAGAGUCAUUAAAAAACCAGACUUGCAUGUCAUCGAGCAAGAAGAAAUGAUUCCCAGAUGUAUUCUGACACCCACAGAGUGUCCAUCUAGGCUUGAAGAUCCAAACUUACCCAAGCAAAGGGAUCAGAGUGAACCAGUAUGGGACAUGAUCACACAAAAGGUUCAGCAACAAAAUGCUUUCCCAGGAACUGUACCCGUUCCACCUCUAGUUAAAAGUAAUGAAGUCAAAAUAAUUGCAGACAGUACGAAUGCAGAGCAUUUACUUCCUAUUUGUGAAGCAGCCAAGGAUAUCUCUGAAUCCCAUGUUAAAACUAUGAUCCAAGACAAAGUUUCUUCGGAUAAACUGGAAAACAUACAAGCCUGUAAGCCUGAUGACUUGAAGUCGGCACCUUUUCCAGAGGGUUCACAUACAACAUCAACAGCAAUACGUCCCAAAAUGCAGCACAAACCCCUUUUAGAACAGUUUACUCCCAAAGAAAAAAACAAGCUCACUAGUCAUUUAGAGUCAAAAGCAUUUGAAAUACAACUGAAUCUGAUGCCAGAGAUGGCAAAAAAAUCUUUACACAUGUUCAACUUUUAUCCAAACGGGACUAUUUCAAACGAUAACAGUUGGAGGUUCUAUUUGAGACAUAAAACAAUGAGCUUUAUGUCUCUAGAAGGGAUCGAUACCAUAGAACCCAACACAAAACACAAAUACCAAAAUAAUUUACCUCCUAUCAGCAAUACGAAGAUGCUGAUCGUUGAUGUUUCAAGUGGCAGUGAGGAGACCACGAAGCUACAGAGUAUUAAUAAGCUAGAAAGUGGAACAUCUUCAGUGACUUUUGCUAGUGAGAUGCUAUUGCCGCAUACCCUCCAAAACCAUUCAGCAAAAGCAAAAGCCAAACUCCUCACGCACUUUUCUGUGAAAGCAUUGGAGAUACAAAUGAAAGCCUUUCCCAGAAUUGUAAGAGAAUCUCAUGCAAUGACCAGUGCUCAGGAGAGAAAGAAACCUCUAUCUAACUGUGUUCAUUCUGGUAUCACAAGACCAAAAGGACAAAACAGAAUUUUGUUACUUUUUGAGGAAAAAUCUCUCCAUCAAAUAGAUCUUGAUUUACAAUACAAAUGCCUUCGUUUUCUCCGGGGGCUUCCUGUUGGAAGUACAUUCCCUAAGCCAAACCUAUUUCCCAAACAUAGUAAGUUAAACACAGUUGGAAUGUAUAAAAAAGUAGAUGCUGGUGGAGAAAGUGAGAGUCUUGCCAUUGAUACAGAACAGUUAGAGCAACAUAUUUCUUUGAGAAAGCAAAGUCCCCAUGAAAACUCAUCACUUAUCAGAAAAUUGCCAGAGCCAACCCUCGUGUGUGAUUCUGACCGUGACCUGCAGAGCCCGAGGAAGAAAGACACUCAAGUUCUUUCACAUUCAGAAUUCCAUGUGACUCCAGAAAAAAACAAACAAUUUCAUGUAUGGUUUCAAGAAACAAAUACAUAUAAAUCUAUCGAUUUAAGGACUCAGAGCAAUGCUAUUGGUUCAGCUGAUUCACAUGAAACUCAAAUUUCAAAAGAUUUUAUUGAUAGUCAGACAAAUAUUGAGAGUCCAGCUGAGUUGGACAAAUGUCCAGGUCUUGAAGUAAGUGAGAGUGAGGAAUGUAUGUUUCUGGAAGCCAACUCUUAUUUAAAUCAGGAAUCACAAAACAUUCUAUUUGAAUUACAGACAGGCAUGCCUUUGGAAAAUUCCUGCAAAAUCACAAGUGAUUUGAAAUCAUUUUACAGUGAAGAUUCACAUUCGCAUUGUACUAGAGGGUACAGAAAGCAAACCUUAUUUAUUACACCACCUUCUUAUAAGUCCCAUGAAACCAGGAAAUAUAGAUCAUCUUCCAAAAUGAAAUCUCCUGACUGGUUGUGUCAUCAUUCAUUAAAUACUGUGGAAAUUCAGUCUAGGUCAUCUGGUGUAUCAUUCAGUGAAGAGAAACCUUCAUGGACUACCAGGAGCAGAACAAGUUACUCCUUAGCUUCCUUAACGGAAUCAAGUAUUAAAUUGCAUCUUGCAAAAAACCAAGACAAGUCUCACAUGCACCCAGAAAGAAAAGGAAGAAAGAAGGCCAGAUUUGAUUUAUUGAAGAAGAACAACAGUCACUGGGACCACGAUUACAGUUGUACACACAGUAAAGAGAAACGUGCCAGAAAGAAGAGAGUGCAUGAUUAUGAGUCAGAAAGAUUGGAUUGCUUCCAAAGCAAACAUAACUCAACAUCAAAACCUCAUCGUGGCGAUAUCAACUUCUAUUCUGAAAAAAAACAAAACCGGCCCUUUUUUUUUGCCUGUGUACCAGCAGACUCACUGGAGGUUAUACCCAAAACCAUUCGCUGGACUAUUCCCCCUGAAAGCUUAAGGAAAAGAAACUUCAGAGUUCCCCUAGUGGCAAAGAUUUCAAGUUCUUGGAAUAUAUGGAGUUCCUACAAAAAGUUGUUGGGGUCGCUCUUGGGGUCCCUUACUACAGUUUAUCACAGCUGACAUUACCAUAGCUAAACUCCUCUGAAGUGGACAGCUGGUGGCUGUUAUGACAUUCUGUGAAAAAUAAAAUCAUAUAAAAUCCAA